Aspergillus costaricaensis CBS 115574 is the source of this 303-nucleotide messenger RNA. RefSeq lists its product as uncharacterized. The transcript has 4 exons. The record is from RefSeq and is a predicted model, not a curated record. Bases 1 to 303 code for a protein of 100 amino acids. Lineage: Eukaryota; Fungi; Ascomycota; Eurotiomycetes; Eurotiales; Aspergillaceae.
AUGAGACAUCUAUCGAACAGGGAUACUUACAACUUCGUAUUGCUGUGGUGGCGAAGCCGGUGCGAAGAUCAGGGCAGCAGUGAGCUCUCCGAAGAAGGAAGCCCUCAGAGAGAUUGCGAUCUUGCAUGCGUGUGUGGGACACCGUAUCCAUGCGAUCACUUUCUGCUGAGGCCCGCUGACCGGCAAACCUUACUACUGAUCGCCGACAUGGAAAUGCAGCGGGAAAGGUUUCCAAUGCAUGGAGUGGUCCCUGGAUGUUCAUUUGGGGUACGCCACCAGUCCAAGGUUUGGGGGUUAGCAUGA